Orbilia oligospora ATCC 24927 is the source of this 1167-nucleotide messenger RNA. RefSeq lists its product as uncharacterized. The record is from RefSeq and is a predicted model, not a curated record. Gene Ontology annotation, molecular function: RNA polymerase II cis-regulatory region sequence-specific DNA binding; DNA-binding transcription factor activity, RNA polymerase II-specific. Gene Ontology annotation, biological process: regulation of transcription by RNA polymerase II. The transcript is spliced from 3 exons. Bases 1 to 1167 code for a protein of 388 amino acids. Lineage: Eukaryota; Fungi; Ascomycota; Orbiliomycetes; Orbiliales; Orbiliaceae.
AUGGAGGAACAGGAUCCCGGAAAUGAAGCUAGUCCUGUGGAGAUUUCUUCCACGAGUACCUUGCCUCCUCCCGUGAGGGCAAGCAUUACUCUACCAUCGUUGAUGGAGGCUAUUCCUGAGUUUCGAUCUCAUACUCCUUCCCGGAAAUCUAUGAGCAAGCCUCGUGGGUUGACGAGUAUAAUCUCGCCGACUGCCCUUCCACCUCAUCCAUUUGGAAGCCCGGUGUCUCCAGGAAGGACGAUCCCGAAUGCAGAGGUUAACCUUGGAACACUUCAAUCACCUAAGAGAAGAAGACUAUCCAUCCGAACAUCGGUUGGGGUCCCUUAUCCACAGACUGAAGCCCAGCGUGAUGAACUCCGUGAACAACGAAAGCAUGUUCCACUUACUCCCCACAGCCGGGCUGCUUCUGUCUCAGGAUCUUUUCAAAUGAAUGAAAGAAGCUUGAGUGCAAGCAUUCUUCCAUCCUUCCCACAGCUUCACCAAUCGUCGAUGGCUGGACAAAGGCAUUUCUCCAUGGUUAGCCCACGAGCGACAACAUACGAUCUUCCAAUCACCCCUGCUUCUUCCGACCGACCGCCAUUUGGAACUCCUUAUAUGUCCGAACAAACUCCAAUUUUCACAUCACCUUUCGAGAAGGAUAGACAAUACCAAUCUGGUUCUCUGAACGAAGUUCUUCAUGGCGCUCACCAAAACCACAACAUUUUGCAACACAAACUCAGUCCGACAUCUCCCAACCACUCCCUCCCAUACCCAAGCUCGAUGUAUCCUAGUUCCAGAAUGGCGGCUCCCUCGCAAGACAGGUCGCCGUUUUCUAGCAGUCAGAUGCCGCAUCCAUCUCAGAUGGAACACUCUGAUCCAUAUGAUCAACUCAGAGGCGGCAAGCGACGAAGAGGAAAUCUACCAAAGCAGGUUACAGACCUUCUACGAAAUUGGCUGCACGCUCAUCUUCAUCAUCCUUACCCUACCGAAGACCAAAAGCUUGAACUUGUCAACCAGACCGGGCUCACAAUGAACCAGAUUAGCAAUUGGUUUAUCAAUGCUCGGCGACGAAGGCUGCCGGCUUACAACCCUCCAAACAAUUCGGCACGCAGCGACAUGGAUGCAAAAGGGCAUUUGGCCUAUCUGAGGCCCACUGAUAUCCGCCCCAGCGUAAGCGGGGCUCCAUAA